Messenger RNA from Photinus pyralis (common eastern firefly), 1895 nucleotides. It is a transcript of the gene Rox8, whose product is annotated as nucleolysin TIAR. Lineage: Eukaryota; Metazoa; Arthropoda; Insecta; Coleoptera; Lampyridae. The transcript has a single exon. Gene Ontology annotation, molecular function: mRNA binding. The record is from RefSeq and is a predicted model, not a curated record. Bases 200 to 1288 code for a protein of 362 amino acids.
AGCAAAAGAACUAAAAGUAUGACAGUUGGUCGCGAUAAAGUAAAAGGAAGGUAGCAACACAGAAAGAAAUUGGUGUUGAUCUGCCAAUUUUUGGUAACGCGUCAGGUUUCUUUUAACUAAAAUCGGUUUUUUAAUGUGCAAUAAAAAAUAGCGCUUUCAAUAGAGCGGUCGUAAAGGUCAAAUAAGCGCCGACUUCACAAUGUCGGACGAAAGCAAUCCAAAGACUUUGUAUGUAGGCAAUUUAGAUGUGACAGUGUCAGAAGAUCUUCUUUGUACCCUUUUUUCGCAAAUAGGCCCCGUUAAAGGAGUUAAGAUAAUACGCGAGCCGGGAAAUGACCCUUACGCUUUCGUCGAAUUUACAAAUCAUCAGUCGGCGUCGACGGCGCUGGCGGCAAUGAAUAAACGAGUCUUUUUAGACAAGGAAAUGAAAGUGAAUUGGGCCACCAGUCCUGGAAAUCAACCCAAAACAGACACUUCCAAUCACCAUCACAUAUUUGUCGGUGAUUUGUCACCCGAAAUCGAGACAGAAACUUUAAGAGAGGCCUUUGCACCGUUUGGAGAAAUAUCGAAUUGCAGGAUAGUGAGGGAUCCACAAACUUUAAAGUCGAAAGGUUACGCGUUUGUUUCGUUUGUGAAGAAAGCCGAUGCUGAGAAUGCCAUACAAGCUAUGAACGGACAAUGGUUAGGAUCACGUUCAAUUAGAACAAAUUGGUCGACGAGGAAACCGCCACCUCCUCGAACAGAUAAGACCACGCAGCGAGGAAAACAGCCAACAUUUGAAGAGGUGUACAAUCAGAGUUCUCCGACAAAUUGUACAGUUUACUGUGGGGGAUUCACGAGCGGCCUUACCGAAGAGCUGAUGCAUAAAACAUUUUCCCCGUUUGGAGUUAUCCAAGAUAUACGUGUUUUUAAAGAUAAGGGUUAUGCCUUUAUUCGUUUUACAACUAAAGAUUCCGCAACGCACGCUAUCGAAAGUAUUCAUAAUACUGAAAUAAUAGGUCAACUGGUGAAGUGCUUUUGGGGCAAGGAAAAUGGAGGAGCGGCAGGUGACAAUAAUGCGAUGGGUCCCGGAAUACCUCCAGCUCCUUCGCAAGCGGCACAGCCAUACUCAUAUGGAUAUGGUCAAGGUAUGGGAUAUUGGUAUCCUCAAGGAUAUCCCCAAAGUUACUAUCCAUAUCAAUAUCCCUAUCCUGGGAAUAAUCAGCCGUAUUGUGUUGUCCCGCAGCAAGGUCAGCAGCCGAAUGCAUCAUUAAUGUACACAUCAAUGCAGAAGUAUCCAACGCAGUGAGGUGGCACGUUGAAAAGAGUGAGUGUUACGCAAACGUUGUUGCAGGAUUUUGUGUUAAUUGGUCAUCUCUUGUAAGAGUUUACAUUAUUAUAAGAUAUAAAGUUGCAGCAAGCAUGUGUAACAUAAUUACGAUGUUUUAUAUUAUUGCUGGAAGGACUAAUAAAAGGAAUAAAUUGUGUAUAUUACUUGAGAGAGAGUGAGAGUCACUAAGUCAAGUCAAAUUUGUCGAAGAUUUAUUGAUUGUUCAUAAAUCGUGUCCCAAAUGAUUUUAAACUAUUUAACUACUACUAAGUUUGCUAGUGUCUAAGACUGUCGUUUUAGCUUUAGGCGAGACACGAGCAAAAAUUCGUAGACUUCUACGCAGUAGAUUUAGCUAGGGUAUCUCUUAAUUGCAUUACUGUAUUUACAGAUGAAUGAAGCGCCUCUACAAUAUUGUAGUUGUGUCUCUAUACACAUUCUGCCUAUCAUAAGUUAAUGUUCAUUUGGGGAACUAGCGAUAGCGGGUUGUAAGUGGUAGUCGACCUGUUUCGCAUGUGAAAGACUUGUAAAAUGAUUUUGUAAGAAACUAUUGUAAAUGCUAGUUGUUAAUAAAAGUUUGGGCAAGGGA